AUGACGCAGCAAACACGAACACGUCCCCAAAUGCCACUGUUUAAACCAUCCCCAACUAACUACCAGGUUUCAGCUCCCAAACGUGGGAAGUGUGGAGGGAGACAUCUUACCAAGGACUGUUUAAAGGGAUCAGGGGUAUGCUUCAACUGUGGCAAAGAAGGACAUCACAGAGCUAACUGUCCCUACCCAACAAAACCAACUGUGCAGCCUGCACAGUGCACUCAAGUGAUCAAUCAACCGGUUAGGAGAGGAGGUGGUGGACAGGUGAACACAGCAGGGAGAGGAGCAGGACGUGGCGGACCAAGUGGGGGAACAGCCAAGCUGAAUUAUGUGAAUGCAGAGCAACUAGGAGCUGCUACAGAUAUUAUUACGGGUAACUUACUCAUUCCACCUGCUGUUGGUACAAUCCUUUUUGAUUCAGGUGCUACAACUCCUUUAUCUCUCGAGACUUUGUGA
Miscanthus lutarioriparius is the source of this 456-nucleotide messenger RNA. NCBI's taxonomy places the organism in Eukaryota, Viridiplantae, Streptophyta, Magnoliopsida, Poales, Poaceae. The record is from the annotation of a GenBank genome assembly.